CUGCUGCAGUCACCUCUUGCCCAGGCUCAGCAAAGGCUCAGAUAAGAACUAUUUCCACAUCCACAUCACAGCUCCCCUGUGUCCAGAGGCAGCCCUGAGAAGGGGGCACAUGCUGUGACUGUCACCACUGGGCAGUAGUCCCCCAGGUGAGUGGUGGCUGUGCCAAGAUAAUUUCCCGUUAAAGCUUAGUAGUUCAUACGAUGCCAAGAGACCUUGUGCAUGUGACGUGUUCACUCCAGCUGUAAUCACGUCCUAGUCCCGCCUCACCAGCUGGGCUGUUUCGUGGCAAGUGGCAUGGAAGGUCUCCCCUCUUUCCUCUUACUCCUGGAUUGUUUCCAUGAGAGCUAAGAAACGACAGAGCAGCAGACAGUAGGGGUGGUCCUGUAGUCUGCGUGGGCAAGAGCAAAGGCGGGCGGGCAUCUCCGGGCUCUGCGGAGUCCUUCAGGGGGAGCUGGAGCGGUGUUAGGUUUCUCACGGUGUUGUACUGACAGCUUCGCGAAGUGCCUGCCCUCAGCUGCGCUGCAACACUUCUCACCACAGACACCUCACCCCUCCUAAAAAGCAGGGCAGCGGGAGCCGCAUGCAUGCAUCUCCGUCCCUUUACACCUCUACUGCACUCUACGUCAUUCACACCUCUAGUCCGUGUUCAAAAUUAGAAACUGAGGAAAACUGCCUCUGCCCACUCUUAAAUCUUGGGAAAUACAGUAUCUGGGACAGAUAAACGAAAUUAUGCCCAAGAAAACAUACACACACACACCCAUACACAAGCUUUUAAAACAAAACACUUCAGCUGAAUCUUCUGUGACAGUUCAGGGUAAAAAUAGAGCCAUUUGGGCCAAGGAAAUCCUUUGCCAAGUAAAGGCGCUAAGGUUUGAAGACAGCUCAGCCUUCCCUGCAAACUGUCAAUGUCCUAAGCUAAAGUAACUGAAAAGAACCUUUGGAUUCCACUCACAGUUCAGGACCCGUCACCGCCCUUAAUUUGGUAGAUAGGACUGGCCCCCUCCUAGGAAGGGCACGCAAAGGAGCUGCGUGGACAACCUGAGAUCUAACAGCUAACUGACCGUCACCCUGCCAGACAGAAAGACUGCAAGCUCAGGCAGCGCUCUUGUGGCUAAUCACCUCCAGUGAAAACACUGGGAAAAGCCAGGAGCUCUGUGCUCAACACUGCUGUCAGCUCAGAGGAAAAGAAAGCCCUUUUAAGGAAACUUUGAGCUUCUAUGGGCCGCUCUUCUGCCAGGACUUUCAGGCCCUUUGAACAUAGGCCGAACCACAGAUGGCUGUGCGUGUAAGUCUGGGUCCUGAUAUCCGCCCUCCCCACCCCAAGCACCAGUUGUUGGCCAAAAAUAAACACCAUUCCUCAGCCAUAUAUGUCCACCAGUCUUGAUCUGGGGAGGAGGCAGGAGGCAGGUCAGAUCCUUGCUGGGCACACGCACGUGAGGCCACCACUCACCAUGCACAUAACGCAGCUCAACCGGGAGUGCCUGCUGUGCCUCUUCUCCUUCCUGGACAGGGACAGCAGGAAGAACCUCUCCAGGACCUGCUCCCAGCUCCGAGAUGUGUUUGAGGACCCCACCCUCUGGCCCCUGCUACACUUCCAUUCCCUGGCAGAGCUCAAGAAGGACAACUUCCGGCUGAGCCCCGCACUGCGCAGCCUGUCCAUCUGCUGGCAUUCUAGUCGAGUGCAGGUGUGCAGCAUCGAGGACUGGCUCAAGAGCACCUUCCAGAGGAGCAUCUGCAGCCAGCAUGAGAGCCUGGUGAACGACUUCCUCCUGCAGGUGUGCGACAGGUGCCCCAACCUGGCCUCCGUCACGCUUUCGGGCUGCGGCCACGUCACCGACGACUGCCUGGCGCGCUUGCUGCUCAGCUGCCCGCGCCUGCGCGCGCUGCGCCUCGAGAACUGCGCGCGCGUUACCAACCGCACGCUGGCGGCCGUGGCCGCGCACGGGCGCGCGCUGCAGACGCUGCACGUGGACUUCUGCCGCAACGUGAGCGCCGCCGGCCUGCUCCGUCUACGCGCCGCCCGCCCGCGCCUGACCCUGAGCGCCGAGCACAGCGCGACCAUGAUCCCCGACCAGCCGCCGCGCGCCGCCUCGCUUCUCCCGGCCGCGCCCCGGGGACAGUGCCCGCCGCACUCCACGGGCUCCUACGGAGGACGCGCACGCGAGUGAAGGAGCGAAUGCUUGGGAAAUGCGGGGUGGUGGUCUUUGAACGUCUGCCCCGCCCCCGUGUGUCCUGCCGCGCGCGCCCGUGCGCCCUAGCUGGCCUGGAGCCUCCGAACGAACCCGAGGCUAGGACCUCCGGGGCCGCCCCUGCCCGUACGGAGCAGCGUGCACAAGCCAUUCUAGAAAACUCGCUUCCGUCCCUGCAUGACUGAUAGUUCUCACAAGGGAAGAAUGCAUGACCUUUAAAGAUGAAAGUAGUAGCCGUAGUUAAGUGCUGACACAAAAACGAGACUUUUAUUCCCUAGAUUGGCUGAGCCUGGACUUCCAGGACAACCUCACUUUCGUCCACUCGUCCCCAAGGUCAGGACCCUCUGUUCACCCAGCGCCCCCCACUCCCCGCCGGACCUGGGACAGGCAGGCAGGAUAAUUGAACCCAGAGGGGAGCUCAGAGGGGCGCCUCCCUCCAGCAGCUGUAACCAAGACCACUUCAUUUAUCCGCAGGCAGGUUUUUCCAGUUUUCUGUGAAAUGGUUUCCCGAUCCCUACCCACAGGGCUCCUUAAUGUGUUUCCCAAAUUGGGGUGUGGGAUGAGGAGGAAGCACACGAGAAAAAGACAUUCUCUUCUGUUCCCAUGCAGCCUCUCUUCUAGUGGAGGCUGUAAUUGCGACAGAAGGCGGCUUGUGGGGGUAGGGUAGGGGAUGAGUCGGGCAACCCUGGGUGUGGGGAGGCACUCAGAAGGGGUUCACCAACUAAAUCUCAUGGAGAAGGUGACACCUGAGCCACGAAGGGAGCCAGGGAGCCAAGCAAGCCAUAUGUAAAGUGUUACAGCCCAAGAAACUGCAGGGCGCCUGACUAGGAGCUCGGCUGGGAUUGUUAACAGCAAUGAGAUCGGCUGGGAGGAGAGGAGGGGAGAACUGGAUGGAAGGAGCUGUGAAGAACAGAUUAGGCUCCAAAAGGAGCCUUUGGAAGUCACCUCCUGCUAGCAGGAGCCAGAACACCAAGCACAGGGAAGGCCUGUGAAGUUGCUCUGAACACUGUCCAGCCAGACACAGGCACAGCCUCCAAGGCCCUGGGGACUGCUGAGUGUCUUUCCUGCCGCUGCCAGGUUCUAAGCUGUGGCGUGUCUAGCCCAGAAUCAGAGAACACACGGGUCUAGGGUAAUGCCUUUUAAUCUGUGGGGAACCCAGUGGAUCACCCAGGGGAGUGUCCCAGCCAUGAGGACGAUGUUCCCCUUAGCAGGCAGGGCUCAGCAAGCGCGUGGCACCUUCAGGGAAAGUGGGUAAGUCGGGGCAAGAUGGGGCUACCAGAACAACCGGAACGGGUCUUGGGUUUGAUCUGUGCCUUCACAGGCUUAUCAGACCACAUCCUCACUGGAACCCGUCUUUUCAAUCUCAUGCUAGGAAGCUGAGUGCACAGCUUCUUCAGAAGACAGCCCACUGUCUUGGCUAGGAACUGCAUAAAGAUCUCAUCAAGCCGGAGCCUGAGGCCAGCAGAGACCUGGGCCUACGUGGUGGGCCCCAGAGACCCUGGGAAAGUCUGAGGUGGUGCUCAAAACCUGUCUUGGAGGGACACACACCAGCUUCUGCACUAGCGAAGCCUCCUGGAUCCUACUAUGGCAGUGCUGACCUGUGACCCAGUACUUUCCCCAGAUCUUUAAAGGGAGACCACCUUACCCUGAGAAACCCUCCUGCAAGCUCUCCCAAUCAAUGUACAACACUUUUUUUUUUUUUUUUUUUUUGCAAAUACCAACCUUGCCAGACACAGCUUCUUCUAGCAAAGGUCACAAUCUGGGAGAACCUGAACAAACCCACUUCUUCAUAGACAUAUGGGAAAGCUUGUUUUUUUUUUUUUUUUGUGUGUUUGUUUUUGUUUUUUUUUUAAAAGCAAGAGGAUUUAUGUUUUCUUGAGAUUAAGGGCAUAAAUCUGCAAGUAUUUGUUAAAUGAAUGAGGCCACCAAUUAAGGACCUACACAAUUAAGGGGUGAAUGUAACCAAGGCAAACCAAAUCCCUACCCUUAGACCCAGCUGUUGCUCCACAGACAAGGAAUACUAGUCUUCAAGAAGCAAAGAAUGCAAGCAGGUUUCCAGCCAAGAGACAGCAUGGUGGCGUGGAGUAAAAGCCCAUUAGAAAACUCUUCUGGGCCAGCUGAGACAGUGCAUUAGGUCUGAGCACCAUCCUGGUAAGAGUGCUCCUGGCCUCUCCAGGCAGGGCAUAGCCACUGUUAAAGGUCUGAGCCACAAUUAAAGUAAACUGAAGCCUGCAGGCUGCACACUCUCGGCUCAGCAAGAGGGAAAACACUGCUUGUUACCAGGACGAAACCCAGAGGAGUCAAAGGGGCCGUAAUCUCAUCCCCACCGAGCAUAUUCUCUUAGGCUCUCCUGGCCCAGAGGCCCAGACAUGGCCUUUCGAGCUCAAGCCCAGUGUUAAGGGCUUAGUCACUAUCUAGAAGCCCCUGAUGUCCCUCAGAAACAUGAUCCUUUCUCUAAGGCCCAAUUCCAGAUGAAAACUUCAAUAAAAUGAUGUCAGACUUCUCA
This is a messenger RNA of Meriones unguiculatus (Mongolian gerbil), 4695 nucleotides long. RefSeq names its product F-box and leucine rich repeat protein 22 (gene Fbxl22). The transcript has 2 exons. Lineage: Eukaryota; Metazoa; Chordata; Mammalia; Rodentia; Muridae. Gene Ontology annotation, molecular function: protein binding. The record is from RefSeq and is a predicted model, not a curated record. Bases 1368 to 2168 code for a protein of 266 amino acids.